Messenger RNA from Colletotrichum truncatum, 735 nucleotides. RefSeq names its product HAM1 family protein. Gene Ontology annotation, biological process: nucleoside triphosphate catabolic process. Gene Ontology annotation, molecular function: nucleoside triphosphate diphosphatase activity. The record is from RefSeq and is a predicted model, not a curated record. Gene Ontology annotation, cellular component: cytoplasm. Lineage: Eukaryota; Fungi; Ascomycota; Sordariomycetes; Glomerellales; Glomerellaceae.
AUGCUUGCAUAUGAAUACUUACCUACGAUAAACUGUUACUUUUCUUACUCGUGUUCAUCAUCGAUCGUGUUCAAGCUCGUUGCCAAUAGCUCCAACUGGCUCUUUACUGCAGCAGUCACUUUUAUAUCGUUCAUACCACAAGCAUUUUUUCGACUCACAGACUCCAUCAACAUGGCAACACCACCAGUAGUAAACUUUAUUACUGGCAAUGCCAACAAGUUGCGCGAGGUUAAGGCUAUCCUUGAGCCCGCGAUCACCGUGCAAAGCCAGGCAGUAGACCUAGAGGAGGUUCAAGGCACGGUCGAGGAGGUUACACUGGCUAAGUGCCGCAAGGCCGCAGAUACGAUCCAGGGCCCUGUUCUUGUCGAAGACACCUGCCUUUGCUUCAAGGCUCUGAAUGACCUUCCUGGCCCCUACAUUAAGUGGUUCAUGGAGUCCAUUGGGCACCAGGGGCUGAAUAAACUCUUGGCUGCGUAUGAGGAUAAGUCGGCCGACGCGGUCUGUACCUUCGCCUACUCACCCGGCCCGGGCAAUGAACCAGUCCUUUUCCAAGGUCGUACCAGAGGCAAUAUCGUACCGCCUCGAGGCCCUGCUGACUUUGGUUGGGAUGCCAUCUUCGAGUACAAUGGCCAGACCUAUGCUGAAAUGGACAAGGCCGCCAAGAAUGCAAUCUCCCAUCGCGGUCUUGCGCUCAAGAAGCUUCAGAAAUGGUUUUCCCAGCAGAAGGCGAAUUGA